GUCUGAAGUCCCAAUCGUACCAACCAGCACAGUGGGAAGAAACCGUCAACCAGAGCGACUCGCAUCUUCAGCAGACGACACAACCAGCAGACAUGGACUUCAACGGCACCUGGAAAAUUUAUUCUGAGGAAAACCUUGAAGAGUUUCUCAAAGUAAUGGGUGCACCUGAGAUGAUGUUGAAAAUGCGUAAGGAAAUGAAACCGGUGAUUGUGAUCGAGCAGAAUGGGAAAGACUUCACCUUUACGAUGAAAACUCCCGUCUGCACCAGAGUUCACUCGUUUACCAUCGGAAAGGAGACGGAGUUCACCACUAUGGAUGGCAGAAAGUUUAAGUGCACCGUCAGAGAGGAGAACGGGAAGCUGAUUUCUGAGGCUGAGAAGUUCACGUCCGUCCGAGAGAUCCAAGGAGACGACAUGGUUGAGACGAUCACUGCAGGUUCUGUAACGUUCACCAGCAGAAGCAAGCGAGUCUGAUCAGCAGCCUGCAGCUUGUGGCUUCUUCUCUGACCUGCUCAGCUUAAAGCAGCAAGUCACCUGGAAAUAACAUGAUGACAAAUAAAGAUAAAAAAAAGUAUAUAAAUAAAUAUAGAAUCAAAUAAUAA
Amphiprion ocellaris (clown anemonefish) is the source of this 601-nucleotide messenger RNA. Its product is annotated as fatty acid-binding protein, liver-like. Bases 93 to 473 code for a protein of 126 amino acids. The transcript has 4 exons. The record is from RefSeq and is a predicted model, not a curated record. Gene Ontology annotation, cellular component: cytosol; nucleus. Gene Ontology annotation, biological process: fatty acid transport. NCBI's taxonomy places the organism in Eukaryota, Metazoa, Chordata, Actinopteri, Pomacentridae. Gene Ontology annotation, molecular function: fatty acid binding.